AUGGCCUCGCCCAGCAUCAACGCGGAUCGACAGGAUGGGCCAUAUGUGCUGCAGCCGUGGGUAGAUUCGGUGCCCCUGUCUGCAGAUGGCUCUGAGGAAGAUGUCAAGAUCAACUGCGUCGAGUAUUUCGACGGCAAUCUUUACGUUGGAACUUCUGCCUCAGAGCUUCUCCAUUUCUUCAGCAUCCCGCCUGAUCCCUCCGAUACCUCCGGGCGCCCGGUUUUCAUCCCGGCCUCCAGGCUCUCGCCUGCAUUCGCCGAGAACACCACUUCACGACCUGGUGUACAGCAGAUCCUCCUAUUACCUCGAGUUGGCAAGGCGUGUAUAUUGUGCAACGGAACAGUCACUUUCUAUUCUCUCCCAGAGCUGAGCCCCGUAUUUGGCGCAAAGCAAGUCAAGAACUGUGGCUGGAUAGGUGGUAUCGACUUGAAUGAGGCGGGACAGGGCGAUGGCGUCACAAACACUGGCGAGACUGUCGCAAUCCUUCUGUCGCUUAAUAGAAAAAUUCAGGUGGUCAAAAUCGAUGAGGUCGUACGCGCCGUCAAGAACAUCGAUUUCCUCGGCAGCACCCUCUCUGUCCGGCGUGACUCCAUUGCCUGCGUGGCAGAUUCAAAGACCUACGCCCUCAUCGAUGUCAAUCGCCAAUUAAAGAUUCCUCUCAUGAAUAUCUCGUCAUUGGAAGAGGACUCUUCUUCUGCAGAAUUCGGACACAUUCAAAACAUUGGCAAAGACACAGGCAGCAGCAUUGCUCGAAGUGCCUCUUCAAACCAGAACCGGCCGCAAAGCACUUCGCAAGGCCAUAACCGAAGUGCCAGCCUAGGAACUACCGCUACCAGAGUGGACUCACCGAAACCCGAGUCGCAAGCAGCAAGCCCGCGUCUCCCUGCCUCUCAAACGCUAUCUCCCCCCGGGCAGCCAUCGAGCCCUCGGCCCCCAGAAGAGCAGAGCUCGACACCGCCGCCCGUUGAUAAACCCCUACCUGCACCUCCUCCAUCCUCCAGUCCGGCUCCACGGCCUGUGACAGCUUUACUGAAGCCACACAUUGCUUCGCCGACUCCAGAAGAGUUCUUGCUUGUUAUGGGCACCAGUCCGUCAGAUCCUGGCGUUGGCAUGUUUAUAAACCUUGACGGCGAUCCUACACGACCAACAAUCACGUUUGACAUUUAUCCUGAACAAGUCGUGGUUGACAGCAAUUCAACAGAUGAUGCCGCCUCAACAGAAGAGGAGGAUGGUUAUGUCUUUGCCGCCAUGACAAAGGAUAUCAAUGGCGCUUCUCACAGCGGCGUAGAAAUUCAACGCUGGAGUGCUGGCAAUGAAGCGCACCCCGAAAAACAGUGGUUAGAAGCCCGUGAUGCAGAACUUUCCGGGCCAUACGGCAUUCGUGCCGUCGUCAGCAGUCAGGAAACUCAGUCCAAUGAUGUUAUCGAGAAACUAAGCAUGCGAAAAUUCAUACCCUUUCCAAGCUCGGCUGAAUUAUCCCCCCCAACAGCAUCUGCCCUCAAGCCCUCAGGCUCUCGAGCUGAUCUCUCAAUAGAGCAGCUGUCAAAGGAGCGAGAGCUUUUUGAACGCGAUCUCGACUCACAGGAUGGAGAGCCGCUUCCAGAGGGGUGGGAGGCCUCACGAACGGCAGAAGGAGAAGAGUUUGCUCGCCGGCUGUCGAAAUCCAAAACUCGCGUCGCUGUAUGGCGUGGCAACCGCAUUUGGUGGGCCGCACGAAACCCCCUGAUAGUACAACUCGACAAGAGGUUAGAGGCUGCCCGGUUAGCAGGACAAAACGACACGAAAGAAAUUGAUAAGCGUGCAAUCAUUAUGGUUUUAUCAAUCAUUCGAGACCGUGACCCAAGCACAGAGCUUGAGUUCACCACAUUUGGCUAUAUACAACAAAAGGCUGGAGUGAUUCUGCUGAUCAACCUCCUCCUUUCUACGCCAGACAGAGAAUUCUCUGAUGAGGAGCUAAACGCUCUACAGGAGGUUCUUGUGGAAAGCAAACUUGACCCACGAGUUGUCUUGUCUCUGAUUCCAGGAGUAAGAAAUGAAAUCAUAGAGGGCCGUCGAGGCAUUUGGAUAUAUGGCGGCGUAAAGGAGUUGCCGGAAGCGUUUCUAGCAAGUCCAGCAUUCCAAACGCUAUAUCAAGGAGGCAUAAGGAGUCUUCAGCUCAAGACUCUGCAUUUCCUCAGACGCUAUCUGCAGGCUUGGAGAAAGAUGAAGGGCUUCGGGAGUGUGUCAGUCGAGGCCGAAGUGUUCCGAACUGUAGAUGCAGCAUUGCUACUCGUCCUACUGGAGCUUGAUAGGCACUCUCCCAAGGGCCUGGGAAAGGGAGGCGCUGUCAGGGCGGAGCUAGGUGCGCUGAUAGACGGCGGCAUGGAUUGUUUCGACCGGGCCGUUAGUCUCUUGGAGUCUUACCACAGGUUCUUUGCCCUAAGUAGACUAUACCAAAGCCGCAAGAUGUCUGCUGAGGUGCUGGCCACUUGGAAGCGCGUCCUUGAAGGAGAAGAAGACGACGCUCAAGAGCUGACGGACGGUGAACAGAGGGUACGAGAUUAUCUUACCAAGAUCAGCAACCAAGCGCUUGUACAAGAAUAUGGUCUGUGGCUGGCCAAUAGAAACCCUAAACUCGGUGUGCAAGUCUUUGCGGAAGACAAAGGCAAAUCGCCCAAGUUUGAGCCCACCAAAGCCGUAGAGCUGUUGCGUGCGGAGGCUCCCGGUGCAGUCAAAUACUAUCUGGAACACCUCGUGUUCGACAAAGGCUACGAAACCUACGUCAAUGAGCUCAUCUCGUACUACUUGCAGAUCGUCAUUGACGACCUUCAAUCGCCUGCGAGCCGGGAUCGCGUCUUAGCCGCGUAUUCUGCCUAUAAAGCUCUACAGAGCCCCAAGCCAACGUACAGGCACUUCUUGACGGAAAAUGCUCCCGAGGAUGAUGAGGUCUGGCAAAGUCGCCUUCGGCUUCUUCAACUCCUGGGCGGGCCUCAUGAGUACGAUAUUGCCGCCAUCAGGGAGCGCACAGACAAUUUAUCGGACGAUUUACUCGUUCCUGAAACCAUCAUCAUUGCCGGCCGAGAGCGCAAACACGAAGAUGCUUUACGUCUCCUGGUUCAUAAACUCGGCGACUAUGAUACCGCCGUCUCCUACUGCCUCCGCGGCGGCGCGACCAUAUACUCCCCCAUCCAAGGCCGCCGCGACAGCAUCCCUGAAGUAGAGCAGCAACGCCGCCUCUUCCAAGUCGUUCUCAGGGAAUUUCUAGCCAUUGACGAUGUCAGCGACCGAGUCCAGCAAACGAGCGCUCUGCUCGACCGCUUCAGCGGAUGGUUCGAUAUUGACGACGUGCUGGCCCUCAUCCCAGACCGAUGGUCAGUUGACAUUAUCGCAGGAUUCCUCAUCGGGGCUCUGCGACGGCUGGUGCAGGAGAAGAAAGAGGCUAUUAUGACUAGGGCUCUAAGCGGCACGGAGAAUUUAAGAGUAAACUAUGAUUUUGUUGUCAAGAUGGAGGAAAAGGGGCCGACGAUUCAAGAGGAGGCUUUGGGCCAGGAGGCGUCGGAGCAGGAGUAG
This is a messenger RNA of Trichoderma harzianum CBS 226.95, 3549 nucleotides long. RefSeq lists its product as hypothetical. The record is from RefSeq and is a predicted model, not a curated record. The transcript is spliced from 3 exons. Gene Ontology annotation, biological process: vesicle-mediated transport; endosomal vesicle fusion; autophagy. Bases 1 to 3549 code for a protein of 1182 amino acids. Gene Ontology annotation, cellular component: cytoplasm; fungal-type vacuole membrane. NCBI's taxonomy places the organism in Eukaryota, Fungi, Ascomycota, Sordariomycetes, Hypocreales, Hypocreaceae.